Molecule: messenger RNA, 1954 nt
Organism: Capsella rubella
Lineage: Eukaryota; Viridiplantae; Streptophyta; Magnoliopsida; Brassicales; Brassicaceae
Product: nucleobase-ascorbate transporter 2
Exons: 10
Coding region: 287-1861 (524 amino acids)
Biological process (GO): transmembrane transport
Cellular component (GO): membrane
Molecular function (GO): transmembrane transporter activity
Source: RefSeq, a predicted model, not a curated record
CCACCACUACCAAAAAGCUCUCUUCUAACUCAGCUGCAACUUCGAAAAAGAGUAGCUUUUUCACUUUGCCUUGUCUCUUUCUUUCUUUUUUAAUCUUUCACACAACUUUUCUUUUCUUUCUGAUUUUAAAUCAACCAAAGUUCUUGUUUUCUCAGUCAUUUCUUUGAUUCAAUCUGUUCCUUUCAGUUUUCCUGAUUCUUUAGCUGAUUCUUGAGCUCAUAAGUAGAAGAUUGUUGUUGAUCAAGAAAAAAAAAGACUUUUGAAUACAUUGGUACUCUGAAGAGUCAUGGAUCCUGUAAAGCCAGAGGAGAUAAGCCAUCCACCAAUGGAUCAGCUUCAGGGUUUAGAGUACUGUAUUGACUCAAACCCGCCAUGGGGAGAAGCCAUAGCUCUAGGUUUCGAGCAUUACAUUUUGGCUUUAGGAACUGCAGUGAUGAUACCUUCAAUUCUUGUUCCUAUGAUGGGUGGAGAUGAUGGUGAUAAAGUGAGAGUUGUUCAGACACUACUGUUCCUUCAAGGUGUUAACACUCUCCUUCAAACAUUAUUUGGAACUCGUCUUCCAGCUGUGAUCGGAGGCUCUUAUGCAUUCAUGGUUCCGAUCAUUUCAAUCAUCAAAGACUCUUCUUUGACCCGUAUCGAAGAUCCACAAAUGAGAUUUCUAAGUACAAUGAGAGCAGUACAAGGCGCAAUCAUAGUUGCAUCCAGCGUUCAAAUCAUCCUUGGUUUCAGCCAGAUGUGGGGAAUCUGUUCAAGAUUCUUUAGUCCUGUUGGUAUGGUUCCUGUGAUUGCUUUAACUGGUUUUGGACUCUUCAAUAGAGGAUUCCCAGUGGUUGGUAAUUGUGUUGAGAUAGGGAUCCCCAUGCUUAUCCUCUUUGUCAUCUUCUCUCAGUAUCUGAAGAACUUUCAGUUCAGACAAUUCCCAGUAGUGGAGAGGUUUGCUUUUAUUAUAGCGCUUAUCAUAGUGUGGGCUUACGCACAUCUCUUGACAGCCAGUGGGGCUUACAAACACCGACCACACCAGACACAAGUAAACUGCAGAACCGAUAUGUCUAACCUCAUUUCUUCUGCUCCUUGGAUCAAGAUUCCUUAUCCACUUCAAUGGGGAGCACCUAGCUUUGAUGCUGGUCAUGCUUUUGCUAUGAUGGCCGCUGUUUUUGUCUCACUUAUUGAGUCAACUGGAGCUUUCAAAGCCGCUGCAAGACUGGCGAGUGCCACGCCGCCUCCACCUCAUGUUCUGAGCCGUGGAAUUGGCUGGCAAGGCAUUGGGAUCCUCUUAAACGGUUUAUUUGGAACACUAAGUGGUUCAAGUGUAUCUGUAGAGAACAUUGGAUUACUAGGAAGUACCCGAGUUGGAAGCCGCAGAGUGAUCCAAAUCUCAGCAGGGUUCAUGAUAUUCUUCUCAAUGCUAGGCAAAUUUGGAGCACUGUUCGCUUCAAUACCUUUCACGAUAUUUGCAGCUGUGUACUGCGUCUUGUUUGGUCUUGUUGCUUCCGUUGGACUCUCUUUUCUGCAGUUCACAAACAUGAACUCCCUGAGGAAUCUCUUCAUCGUCGGUGUGUCUCUAUUCUUAGGACUAUCAAUCCCAGAAUACUUCAGAGACUUCACCAUGCAAGCGUUACAUGGUCCAGCUCACACCAAUGCUGGUUGGUUCAAUGAUUUCUUGAACACAAUCUUCUCGUCUUCACCUAUGGUCGCGUUGAUGGUGGCAGUGUUCUUGGACAACACUCUGGAUUAUAAAGAUACCGCGAGAGACAGAGGGUUGCCUUGGUGGGCAAAGUUCAGAACUUUCAAAGGAGAUAGCAGGAAUGAGGAGUUCUACACUCUCCCUUUCAACCUCAACCGUUUCUUCCCUCCUUCAUAGAUUGUUUUACUUGUACUCAGAAUUGUUUUAUUUGUGUGUGACUUAUCAUCACCCAAUUUUUAUUUAAUCUAUAAGAAUCAUUCUUUUUUUUUC